Molecule: messenger RNA, 4377 nt
Organism: Cottoperca gobio
Lineage: Eukaryota; Metazoa; Chordata; Actinopteri; Perciformes; Bovichtidae
Gene: cep128
Product: centrosomal protein 128
Cellular component (GO): centriole; spindle pole
Source: RefSeq, a predicted model, not a curated record
UUUCCCGGCAUCCUUUGGAGCCGCUGUGGUCUGUUGUUUUUUCCUGCUCAGACGCGGCUAGUUCAAGUUGCCAUAGCACAGUUCUUCUGUUAGCUAUCACUCCCAAAGCUAAACACCUACGGCUUUCGUGUAACUUAUUUACAGCGGCAGCAUUUAUCUCCUCUGUUCCCGCUGGACAUAUGCAGUGUUUUGAAGUUUUCACGUUAGUGUCACAAGGCUAAAUGAGUUGGCUAACGUUGGGUUAGCUAGCUAACGUUCAUAGUAGAUGCCACUUGUUGCUAGCCAGGAGGAGCAUCUCUCAACAAUGCCCCGCACAGUGAUUGAUUGGGCCAGUUUGAAUUGUAGUGUUUUGCUAGUCAGAUAGCUUUCUGUCUCUACGGGUUGUUACGGUUACGAUGACAAAGCUCCCAUAUCCGCUAGCUAUGACACGCAUAUAUAUAGUUAAAAAAGCUAAAAAACAACCCAGUUUGUUCGUUAAUCUGAUUAACGUUGCAGUUAACGGUUAGCGUUUAACUAGGCAAGCUAGUGCUGGUCACUAAUCGUCAGAUUUGCCUAGUCGGCCGUUUUUCGUCGCCUCCACCGUAAACCUGCCCUGUCCCAAACUAUGGCUACAUCCAGUGAAACGGAUUCAUAUGAUAGGGAUCGGGUGCACAGGCCUCGGGGGCGUGAAGCCCACCACAGACCUGGCCGGGACAGGGGCAGAGCCAGUGGAAGUGAUGGUCGACCCGCAGAUAUCUCCGAGAAGAUCAGCACACUGGCAAGCACUUUACAGGACACCAGUAGGAACUUGACCAAAGUAGACCGGAUGCUGGGCCAUUACAGGGAGCACACAGAUGAUCAGGCUGAAGCCAUGACUCUGCUUAGGGAGAACUUGGAGGACUCCAUCAGUCAGCUGCAGUCACAGAGGGUGAGCAGAUCCAAUGGGGCUCUGAGUGCUUCAGCUUCUGCCUCCACUCUGCAUACCAGUGACCUGGAGGCUUGCUCGGGAUCCGAUGGCCAGCGUUUCUACCCUACUUCUCCAUUAAGAGACUAUACAGGCCCUCCAGGCAAUAGACGGAGGUCUCGGUCUGCGAGUGUUCGCUUCAAGGAUGCCAGCCUGACUGGAGAUGAUGUUCACACUUUGCAUCAAUCCUUGAGGGAUCUGCGUUGUGACCAGCUGAGAAUGUCUGAUGAACUGGAUAGAGAAAUCCUCAGGAGAAAUAGGUCUGAUAUUGACACCAGGCGGGCGAUGGAGAGCCUCACAGAGCACACGACGAAUUCCCCAAGACAGGCCUCAGUGUCGUCUCGUGUGGAGCGGCGUCUGCAGGAGCUGGAGAGAGAGAUGCAUAGUGGGCAAAGUGGCGUGGAGAGCGAAAGAAGGCCCGAUCAGCGGGUGGCCAUGUCUGACGAGCUGCGUGAGACUUCAGGGAGACGCCAAGUUCAGGUCCAUGAGAGUGAGGAGGCAGCCAGGCUUCUGAAAGCAGACGGGGAGAAAUAUAAGAUGGAGCAGGAGCUGGAGAGAGCGAGGAGACUACUUGAGCAGUCUGAGGAUAGCAGAGAGUCCCUCGUUCAACAGGUGGAGGACACGCGCGGUGAGCUGCUGAGGACGAGGAAGGAGAAGAAUGAGCUCCAGAGGGCCUGGCUGCAGACUUCUCAGUCCGCUGCUCAGCCACACGGCAACCACACUGACAGGGCGGAGGGAAGAGGUGGACAGCGAGGGCCAGCAGAUCCUUUGAGCCUGGAGAAAGAAGUGGCGGAGCUGCGGGCCCAGCUGCGCACGGCCUCUGUCCUCAGUGAAGUUGAAGAACUGAAAAGGACUCUGGACCGCAAGGAGAAGGAGCGUGUCCAACUCGGCGUAAAGGUGGAGGAGCUGUCAUCAGAUCUCUCUCGGCGGGAGCAACAACAGCUACGAAUGCUGGAUCAGUUGAAGGAGAUGCAGAGCCGAGGGCAGGCAGAGAGGAGAGAGACGGAGGCGUUACUCCAGGAGAGCACGAGGAGCAGAGAUGAAUUAAAGACCAGGGCCCAAGAGGCCGUGCUCCGGUGGAGAGCAAAAUGCAAGAGACUGCAGAAGGAGCUGGAGGAGGAGAGCACCCGGGCUCAGUUUCAUAACGACAAGGCCUCGCAGGCAGCCCGGGAAAAGGAGAGCUCCCAGGCCCAGCUGAAGGCGCUGAGCCAGCAGACUGAGGCGGCCCGCAGGGAGCUCGCUGAAAUCCUAGGCCGUCUGGCCAAGCGCGAAGAAGAGCUUCACCGCAAGGACGUGGAGCUGUCCGAGACCCGCCAGCGCCAGUUGUCACUGGAGCAGGAAAUCCGGGAGGUGAGGGAGGCCUCAGCUGUCCUGGAGGAGGAGACUCAGCGUCUGGCCGCUGUCCAGUCAAGACUGAAAGAAGAGAACCAGAGGCUGGAAGAACGAGCUGACACCCAAGCCCGUCGAUGUCAGAGAGACCAGGACACACAGGCCGAGCUGCAGGCCACGCUAAAGCAGGUGACCUCAGCCCAUGUUCGUCUAGUCCAGCGGUUGGCUGAGGAGGAGAGCUCCAAUAAGGAGCUUCAGAAGGGCUAUUUGGAGCUCCAGGCCAAGCUGACAGCAGUACAGGAGGAGCGGGCAGCGCUGGGGCAGCAGCUGCAGCUCGAGAGAGAGGUGCAUCAGAAAGAACUGGACAACACAAAGACCAUGAUGGAAGACAGCAGGACAAGGAAGUAUCGUGAAGUGCAGGACAAGCUCAUGCUCUGCUGUCAGGAUCAGGAUGAAAUGCAGGCACACCUGAGGGAGGUUAAGGCAGAUGCAGCGUCAGACAAGGAGCUGUGUUCGGCGCUGCGCAUCAAGUUGGACAGGAUGAAGGAUGAGUGUGAUAAGCUGGCAGCACAGCUGAGCACCAAAGACGAGGCACAUGCACUUCUCCACAGAAAGUACCAGCUACUCAAACAGGAACUGGAUGACAAAGUCAGGUCGGGUGAGCGGAGACGUGCUGCAGAGUCGGAGCUCGUUCAGCUGGAGGAGAAGGUGUUGCGGAUGGAAGCAGAGCAAGAGGGAGUCCUUACCUCCAUGGGUGAGGAACUGGAUGCAGCUUGUCGCAGCCUGGCUAGGAAUGGUGAAGACAAACUACAGGCGAUCUCCCAGAAACCUGGAUUAGUGAAAGACCCCCACCGUUGGCUGGCUGAGACAAAGACCAAGAUACGCUGGCUGUGUGAGGAAAUGCGGGAGUGCAACACAAGAGAACAGCGCCUGAGGAAGCAGCAACAACAGACCAGGGAUCAGCUGAAGGCCCUGAAGCAGAGCCGCGACGCAGAGCAGACGGCUCUCCUGCAGCGCCUGGACCAACAGGAGAAGCUGCUGCACUCCCUCGACACUGAAAAGAGAGAGAUGUUGGAAAGGAGUCGCAGGAAGGAGGAAGAAAUGAGGAGCCUUCAGGAAGGUGUACUGGAUCUGGAAAUGAACACAAGAGCAGCCCUGGACCACUUGGAGUCAAUUCCAGAGAAACAGUGUCUGAUGGAGAACUUCAAAGAUUUGGAGGAGUCACAGCGGCAGAGGGAGAUGGUAGAGCAGCGCUACACCAAGUACAAAGAGAUCGUGUGGGACCUACAGCACCAGCUGGACGAGUCCAAACAUAAAAUCCGGGAUUACAGAGAGGAGAAGCUGGACGCCACCACCAGGAGCCUGAGACUGGCUGCUCUUUCUUCCUCAAUCAAAGGCUCCAGCACAUUCCAUAGCAGCUCGCUGAGAUCAGACACACUGUCACCUCACAAACGCCUGACCAGUUCAGAGCUGGAUGACUCCCCAGUGAACGGGGCCAAACUCCUCACAGAUUAGCUCAACGUCAAGUGAACCUUUUUAUCUGUAUCUCUACGAACCCAAACACAUGGCGCUUACAGCCGACUACCUGCCUGGUGCUCAUCCAGAACAAAGAAACAACUUGACUGUACACCAGGAGGCCUUGCACUCGACACUAAUCCGCCUCCACUACCUCGACCAGGCAAUCACUGAAGGUGCUCAAGAGGGUAAGACAGAGUACACAGCAAACUUUGAAGGAGAUACAAGUUUGGACACUGUCGGAGGAUCUACUGUAAAGUGUUUAAAUGUUAUUUAUAAGAACCUGAAUUGAAUGUAUUUGGAAAAUAUUAAAACCAAAAUAGUUUCACUUUUACAUUUCUUGCCAUUGUUACAUUUUACAUCCUAAACUGUUUUAUUGUUUAGUCUUAUCAUGCUAAUGUGUUUGUGCUAAAAGUGAUUUAUUGUAACUGCACAAACAAAACACUGGUGCCUUUUCAACAAUACGUCGUUACUGACAUGCUAUGUUAUCUCUUAAUGUAUUGACAGAAGUUGACUUUUAAUGCAGUAGCACAAAUGUCUUUUUUUAUGAAAUGUGAAGCAAGUAAUAUGCACUAUGAAUAAAUCCCCAU